CCGAUAUUCGUCACAUCACCACCAUACGUACCCUUGUAAAAUCGAAAUUUUGUAAAACCCCAUUCGGAAAAAGGAAAAUGGAAGCUGUGAACAGAACAAGCAGACUGAGAAAAAAACACACAAACACUUACAGAUCCAACAAGAUUUACAUCAUCAUCUCAUUAAUCACAGUAUCCAUCUUUCUCUUAUAUAUCUUCUCCCAAAACAACAAUUCCAUUCUUUUUCUCAAAUCCCCAAAACCCACACAAUGUAUAACAACAAUACCCCAAAAAGGAGAAAAAUUCCUGUGGUACGCACCACACAGUGGGUUCAGCAACCAGUUGUCAGAAUUCAAGAACGCAAUGUUAAUGUCGGGUAUUCUUAACAGGACAUUGAUUGUUCCACCUGUUCUUGAUCAUCAUGCUGUUGUUCUUGGAAGUUGUCCCAAGUUUAGGGUUUCUGAUCCUAAAGAUUUGAGAUUUGCUGUUUGGAAUCAUGCCCUUGAUUUGAUUCGAGAACAUAGAUAUAUAUCAAUGGCAGAUGUCAUUGAUAUUUCAUCAUUGGUUUCUGAUUCAGCAGUCCGAGUUAUAGAUUUCCGUAAGUUUGUAUCUCUGUUAUGUGACAUGGAUAUCAACAAUUUCUGCAUUAAGGAUUUAAAUAUGGAUGAUUUGUUGUUGGAAAAACUAAAGAAAUGUGGAUCCCUACUAUCUGGGUUAGAGGAUGAUGUAAAUGAUUGUGUGUAUGCUGUUGAAGAAGAUUGCAGGACAACUGUUUGGACAUACCAAAAAGAUGGUGAAAAUGGGGCAUUGGAUUCUUUCCAACCCGAUGAACAACUUAAAAGGAAAAAGAAGAUUUCAUUUGUUAGGUGGAGGAAAGAUGUUUAUGAUACCCUCGGUCCUCAUUCUAGAGCCGAUCUAGCCACUGUUUUGUCAUUUGGUUCACUUUUCACGGGCCCAUAUAAGGGCUCCGAGUCAUACAUCGAUAUCCAUGAAUCUCUAAGAGACCCAAAGAUACAGUCAUUGAUAAACAAGAUCGAGUUUCUUCCAUUUGUUCCCGAGAUUUUGGAUGCAGGGAAAGCAUAUGCCAUCCACACAAUAAAGUCACCUUUUCUUUGUGCACAACUUAGAUUAUUAGAUGGGCAGUUCAAGAACCACCAGAGGGCUACCUUUCAGGGGCUAAAACAAAAAUUAGAUUCUUUGAGGCAAAAAGAGAGUUUGCCAAUUCAUAUUUUUGUAAUGACAGAUUUGCCCAUGAGUAAUUGGACUGGAACUUAUUUAGGAGAAUUAGCAAAUGACUCAGAUUCGAUUAAGUUAUUUCUUCUUUCAGAAAACGAUGAGUUGGUUAUACAAACUGCCAAGAAAGUUGUAGAUGAAGGUCAUGGUAUGAAGUUUGGAGCGUCUUAUAGUGGCAGUAAUGAAAAAGAUUGUUACAGGGGUCAAAAAUUACCUGAGAUUCUUCUACAUGUUGAAGAAACAGUUUGUAGUUGUGCUUCCCUCGGUUUUGUUGGAACUACUGGAUCUACCAUCGCAGAUAGCAUAGAAAUGAUGAGAAAGAAAGAAGUAUGCUCUCAUUGAAGUUUAACGUUUUGUAAGCCACAUUUGAUUGCGAAUGAUUGCUCAGCUCGAAUCUUGUUUACACGCAUAACUAUUAGAAAUCGGAACCUUGGGUUGCAAAAGUAUGAAGUCUGGCACAUAUUUUAAAAGUCGGAUUGCUGUGGAAGAGCUGAGGACUUUACGGGAUUUAGCCUGUCAACAAAGUGUGACCUCCUUAAUUAUGCAUUCAUGCUUCAAAUGUAAGUUAACUUUUUGUCAAUGUAAAGGAAGAUCAAAUUAUACAUGAAUAGGAAUUAGGAAAUGACAAAUGAGUCGAGCCUUUUUGAAAUCUGAGUUUCACUAUGUCCAUAUGCUAUAUAAGUAUAUUUGCAACAUAAACACCAUAUAAGUCCUUUCUCUCUUUUUGAAGCGUGUAACUAUAUCAGUAUAUGUUUCUCGUCUGUAAUAACACUUUUGUGGGGUACUUUUGGUGGAAAACUACAUAUUUAGUACUAUUCAUAUAUUGAACCAUUGUCGAGUUAUUAUUCGAAA
Messenger RNA from Erigeron canadensis, 2063 nucleotides. RefSeq names its product O-fucosyltransferase 30. Lineage: Eukaryota; Viridiplantae; Streptophyta; Magnoliopsida; Asterales; Asteraceae. The transcript has 2 exons. Bases 78 to 1553 code for a protein of 491 amino acids. The record is from RefSeq and is a predicted model, not a curated record.